Molecule: messenger RNA, 335 nt
Organism: Bipolaris sorokiniana ND90Pr
Lineage: Eukaryota; Fungi; Ascomycota; Dothideomycetes; Pleosporales; Pleosporaceae
Exons: 1
Coding region: 101-271 (56 amino acids)
Source: RefSeq, a predicted model, not a curated record
AGUGCAGAGGAAACAAGUUAUACCACCCGGCCUAGCAGCACGCGUUUCGCCCCAGCGCGACUCGUCCGAUACACUAGUGUACUUGCAUCUGCGAGACCAUAUGUCGUCCAUCGAACGGCUGUUUGCCCACCGCCGACGCUGCUGCUGCUAUAGCACCCUCCCUUAUUGCACAGGGAGCGAGGCUGAUAUCACCUCUGCAAGGCCCCCACUGCAAUUACCUACUUGCGCGCUAACGCGUGAACGCCAUCGCCCACCAUGGCAAAGGAAAUGAGCACUGCAAUCUCGGAAUAGAAACCUGCACGUUGCCCAUCACUGCACAUCCUCUUUUGAAUCAC